CUUGUAUCUUUCUUUCUUUUUCAGAUUCAAGUUGAGCUGGCAAUGCUCAGUUCCCAGUCAUUGCGCAGCUUGCGUGAAAAAAUUACUUGCAUAUCAGAUGCUGCUAUCAUUGGAGACUUCAGUGAAAACCCAGACAAAACAUCAGACCAACGAGCUAUUGAGCUGUACAAGUCGGGAUUUUUUUACAUAGGAAACACAUUCUACAACGACAUGAGCGACCCAUCAUGCAGAGACUACAGCGAAGUAAUAAUAGAAUGGGCUAACAGCCCCAGACGAGAAAUAGGCCCCUUUAAUGUCGCGGACAUGGCAGACAUCAAACUUUCAGACCUGGAGCUGCGUCUGGGAUACCCCUACGUCUACGUCCACCAGGGAUACUGUGAACACCUGGUGGUCUUCUCCGACAUGAGGAUGCUUCAUCCGCACGACAGCCACUGCAUAUCGGACUACCCCAUGGCAUUGAAAACCUUCCCAUGUGGCAAGAGGGUGUUCUGCAUGCUCUGCCACCAGAAUACAGCCAAGUGGGUGACAUACGAGAACGAACGUGUCCUCUGCGACCCAUACUUUUUCUGCGACGCCUGUUUUCGGUCGUACAGCUACACUGCCGACAAUAAGAAGAUUGGCAAAUUUCGUGCGGCCCCUUUCUUGGACUGGAACACAGUGCUCUGAUGUGUACUAGUCUUUUUUCUUGAAUGUGGAACAGAUUGUGUCGUACUGUAGGAAUAUGUGCUCCAUUAAUAAAUCGUGUAUAACCAGUG
Rhipicephalus sanguineus (brown dog tick) is the source of this 755-nucleotide messenger RNA. Its product is annotated as snRNA-activating protein complex subunit 3-like. Gene Ontology annotation, biological process: snRNA transcription by RNA polymerase II; snRNA transcription by RNA polymerase III. Gene Ontology annotation, cellular component: snRNA-activating protein complex. Gene Ontology annotation, molecular function: bent DNA binding; RNA polymerase III type 3 promoter sequence-specific DNA binding; RNA polymerase II cis-regulatory region sequence-specific DNA binding. The record is from RefSeq and is a predicted model, not a curated record. Lineage: Eukaryota; Metazoa; Arthropoda; Arachnida; Ixodida; Ixodidae.